ACACCUCCUCCAUCCUUACACCAGCUGGUUGGCCUUCUUUUGUUUACUCCAGCAGGAAGACUAAGUUACCAUGCAGUCAAAUUGUGCAACGGCGGAUGACACGUUUAUUACAAGGACCGAAUAACGGAAUCCGUGUGUCUCUGUUAACAAGGUAAAGGACCUUAUAAACUCACUGAAAGUGUGAACCUUCGUCAAGCUCACGUCAGGAUGAUGUUGCACAGAAAGGUACUAGAGCAGAGAGAAUGAUCUCACCUGAGUGUUACAUUUAGCCCACUGGCUCUGCAUUUGUGAAGGCCCUGACAGCCACAAGCGAACGAAGGCAAAAACAAGGUAAAGAUGUUUAGACCGUCUGAGACAGGCAGGCGGCGUGCAAAUGGGCAGCUGCCUGGUCGUGUUAGAGGGGUGGAAGUGGCCAGAGGCAGGGCGGGAUAUGGCUUCACCCUCUCAGGCCAGUCCCCCUGCGUGCUGAGCUGCGUUCUGAAGGGUAGCCCAGCUGACUACGUAGGCCUUCGCGCCGGCGACCAGAUCCUCAGCGUCAAUGACAUCAAUGUGUCCAAAGCAUCCCACGAAGACGUGGUCAAACUGAUUGGCCGCUGCUCAGGCGUGCUGCACCUGGUCAUUGCUGAGGGCAAGCAGCAUGGUGGUGGGGGGCAGCUGGACUCUUGCUCCAGUGACGAGGAGCUGGGCUUCCAUGACCAUAAAAGCCACUGGCUCCGGCCCAAGGUGGACUCCAAGACUCUGGGCAUAAACCGGGCGGAGCGGGUAGUAGCUGAAAUGCAGUCUGGUGGAAUCUUCAACAUGAUUUUCGAGAGCUCCAGCCACUCUUCCAGCAGCUCAGAGAAGGCAGUGGCCUGCGCAUCCCGCUCCAAACGCAGGCCACUCUCUGAACCAGACGUCUCAUUCGGCGAUGCUGACGCAUGCAGAAAUGACCCCAACCUCCUAUCCGAGGAGGAGAUGGCCCGAGUGCUGCACGACGACUCUGUGUUCAUAGAUGUGUUUGAAGCAGAGCGGCAGGAUGAUUUUGAGGGCAUCCUCAACGUAGGCAUGAUCGUGGGCUACCUGGGGUCUAUUGAGUUGGCGUCCACCAGCGCAAACCUGGAGAGUGACAGUCUGCAGGCCAUCCGGGGCUGCAUGCGGCGCCUGCGAGCUGAACAGAAGAUUCACUCAUUGGUCCUCCUCAAGGUUAUGCAUGACUGUGUGCGGCUAUGCAACGAGCGUGGUGCCGUUCUGGCCGCCUACCCAGCCGAAAAGUUGGCCUUCAGUGCCGUGUGCCCAGACGACCGCCGCUUCUUCGGCUUGGUCACCAUGCAGGCCACUGAUGACCACAGCAUGAGUCGGAACAGUGAGGAAGACCAGGGCUUGCGGACCUCCUGCCACGUCUUCAUUGUGGAUCCAGAGCUUUGUCACCACAAGAUACACCAGGGGGUGGCCCACCGCUUCGGCUUCAAUUGCACUCCGGAUCCGGACACGGGUGGCUGUCUGGAGUUCCCCCCUACCUCCCAGCCUCUGCUGCAGUUUGUGUCCGUGCUUUACCGGGACAUGGGCGAGUCUAUUGAGGGGAUGCGGGCACGAGCUUUCCUGGAUGGAGACCUGGAUGCUCAACAGAACAACAGCACCAGCAGCAACAGCGACAGUGGCAUAGGCAACUUCCUGCCUGAGGAAAAGAACAACCGUGUCCUUCUGGUGGACCUGGGUGCUAACCCUGCCCGCCAUGUGCCCACUGGAUUAUGGGAAACUCCUCAGACUGCCCGUAACCCCGGCGCUCAGGGUGGUCUCUCUCCUCCUCCACCUCCUGUAUCCCACCGUAACGGCUACAGACACGAGCAGUUCCCAGAACACUCUCAGCCACACCCACACUCACAUGGAGACCCGUCCUCUCUUUCAAGCAGGCACUUAAGCCACGCCUCCAGGCUGGACAUGUCCGGCCUCCCGACACGCCAUCAUUACCCCCCCCAUGGCAAGAAGUCAGCAGGGGCAGGGACAGGACAGCGCUGGCUGCCUGUUCACGUCCUGAGAGACUGGAGGCACGGCCACAGCAGUGACCAGGAGUCCUACGCCGAGUCAACUGACGGCUGGUCCAGCGCUAACUGCAGCACCCUCCCGCCCCCCAUGAGUAAGAUUCCGGCUGAUCGGUACCGUGCUGCAGGCGAAAUCGCCUCCCAGCCUCACCGGCUCCAUGCACAGAAGGAUGAGUGGGCCAAGAAGCUGUUUGGCACGGAGAAGAGUCUUCGGGAGCACCACCAGCUGCCCCAGCAACACAAUGGGAAGAGGACGAAAGACUCAGAGAAAAAGGGCGGAAGAUUUCGGGGUGUCACUAUGGGAUUUCCCCAGCGCUCCACUGGGAGACGAUCGUUCGGACGCUCUAAACGUCUCAGCCUGGCUCGCUCACUGGACGACCUGGAGUCUGCAGCUGUCUCCGAUGGCGAGCUGAACAGUGCGGAUCUGAAGGGCUGCGGUAGCGAUAACAGCCUGAACAGCAAUGCCAGUCUACCCAGCGUGCAGUGCCACAGACGCCACACGGAGCGCCGCGUUGCAUCAUGGGCCGUCUGCUUCGAGCGACUGCUGCAAGACCCUGUCGGAGUCCGCUACUUCUCAGAGUUUCUGAAGAAGGAGUUCAGUGAGGAGAAUAUCCUGUUCUGGCAAGCGUGUGAAUUUUUCAGCCAUGUUCCGGAAACCGACAAGAAACAGUUAUCCCAGAGAGCGAGAGAGAUCUACAACAGCUUCCUGUCCAGUAAGGCCACCACACCGGUCAACAUCGACAGCCAGGCGCAGUUGGCUGACGACAUCCUCAACGCGCCAAGACCUGACAUGUUCAAGGAGCAGCAGCUACAAAUUUUUAACCUGAUGAAGUUCGACAGUUACACCCGCUUCCUGAAGUCUUUCCUGUAUCAGGAGUGUAUGCUGGCAGAGGUGGAGGGCCGUCCCCUCCCGGACCCUUACCACAUCCCCAGCAGCCCCACAUCCAAGCACAGCACCAGCUCAGACCGCUCCAAUCUCUCAACACCCAAGAAGGAGGAGAAGAAGAGUAAAUCAGGAAAAUCGCUGAACGAGGAGAGCAAAGAUGAGCAGAGCGAUAAAAAGAAAGGUAUUUUUUUCUCCUGGUCCAGGAACCGGAGCUUUGGGAAAGGACCCAAAAAGAGAGAUCUGGGAGAGUACAGUUUUUCGGGCAGUAAUGGACGGAGAGAGUCACAGGGCUCUUUGUCAUCUGGGGCGAGUUUGGAGCUUGGCACCUCUGCUUCUGGCAAAAACGAGGGAGAGGCGUCACGUAACUCCAUGUCGUUAUCUGAGCGUUCCGUGCGUUACUGCAACAUUAACCUGCCGGAUGGUUCCUGUUGCUCAGUGCCCAUAAGGCCAGGCGUGUCGAUCAGGGAGAUUCUGCUGGGCCUGUGUGAGAAACUCUGCAUUAACCUGGCAGCUGUAGACCUGUUUCUGGUGGGAGGAGAGAAGCCUUUAGUAUUAGACCAGGACUGCAUGACACUGUGUUCCCGCGACCUGCGACUAGAGAAGCGUACAUUAUUCAGGCUGGAUCUGGUGCCCAUAAACCGCUCUGUCGGACUGAAAGCUAAACCCACUAAGCCUGUGACUGAGGUGUUGAGGCCAGUCGUGGCCAAGUACGGCCUGCACUUAGGAGACCUAGUGGCCAGGAUUAGUGGGGAGAAAGAGCCACUGGAUCUCGGCCUGCCCAUUUCCAACCUUGAUGGACUCAGGGUGGUGCUGGAGGCAGCUGAACACGUCCCGGGAAAAGACAAACAGAAACUGGCCCCAGCAAAGAGCCAUGGGCCACCGCUCUCCACACGAAGCCAGUCUGCCACAGGGGAGGACAGAUCGUCAGGGAAGGCUACGUCUGUCAAAACCAGGGCCCAGGUGGAAAAACGAAAACAGAAAAAGCUUAAUAUAGAUGAAGCCGAAGAAUUCUUCGAGCUCAUAUCCAAAGCACAGAGCAACCGAGCUGACGACCAGCGGGGUCUGCUGAACAAAUCUGACCUCGUCCUGCCCGACUUCCUGCGCCUGGACCCAGAAACGAACCCCAGCCACGAGCCCCUCGGCUCCUCCUCCGCCUCACAUAAGCCCCGCCCACGCUCCAAGGAGAAUGGCUCCGCCCUCAGCGCCAGUCACCAGUCGCAGAGCCUGGAUUCGGCUGUAGAAGUUCAGGGCCCUCGCCGCGCCUUGAUGCCACUUCACAGAAACCCCGCCUCUUCGCGAAGCCACAGUGGGAUGUCCUUGGGGACUUCGGAGUGGCAGCGCGAGGGCGGGGCCCAAGCACUGGAGGAGGAGGAGAAUGGAAUGGACCUGACGCUAGUUGCCGAGGGCGACAUCACGAGCCCCAACAGCAAGCUCCUCCCCCCGUCACCUUUGCCCCUCCCCUCUUCCCCAGGUAGGCCCCGCCUCCUCAGGGAGGAUGCUUACCAGGACAGCUGGGGCCAGCCAGGUACCUCUCCUGUGUGAACUGUGCUCCUCACACUCGCACACCUGCGUUCUUCCUGAUGAUUGUGUGUGUGUGUGUGUGUGUUUUAUCGAGUGUUGUGGACAUCCCUCUUUUUAAGCCCUCUGCCAAACUUUGGCAAAGCCGCCACUCUCCCUUGUAUAUACUUCACCCUCUAAGCAAAGCACUUUACUGAACUAUUGGAACAGAGACCUAUAGAUACAUAUAUAUAUAAAUAUAUAUAUAUGCUAUAUAACAUUCUUUUAUUGCCUUUAUUAGAAGGGUUUUACUUUUACCUUUCAAACAUCUGGCCACACCAACAUGACAAUCAUUUGUCAUUAAGCCUCCACUCUUUCAGGAAGUUCAAUAGGGUUGAUUGUGGACAGUGUGAUUGUAGGUGAGUGGUGAAGUUCAGCCGUCUUGCUCUCUCUGAGUGUGCCUCCUGCCCUCCUCCUGGCUGUUCUUCCGAUGGCCCCCAACAGGGCCCCACCUACUGGACUGGACUAAAUUCAGCCUCAACACUAAACACGAACAAGGUACAACAAGUAGCAUUUUUACACCUUGCCCUUCAGCCACUUAUUAUUGCCUCAUUGAAGGUUACAUGACUGGCCGCAACAUCAGAAGAGCAAGCAAUCCCUCUUUAUCCUGACUGCUGUACAAAACAACGGCUUUAACUCAGCCUGCAGACCACUAUUGUAAAACAAUGACAUCAUUAGGUAAUGUGUAAAAUCAUGCUUGUUGUACUUUUUAGGAGGAAGGGAUGUGAAUAAGCGCAUUUCACUGGUUUUGGUAGAAACAUAUUCAUCACAAGUGCAAACACAGGCCUCAACUGUCCAUGGCGACCAAUGGCAGGUCCUCCAUUGGCGUGUCAAUCAAAUCAGGAUGAAUUAAGUUCUGAAAGAGUACUGAUUUAGAUAAUCUUCCGACUCCUCAUGACCUCAGAUUCCCGUACUGUGCCAUUCUUCAACUUGAGUGACAAGUCAAGAGAUACUGCUUUUGUUUCUUCACCAUCUGUCUCUUCCAACAAGCAAUUCAACAAUGUAUUGACAAUGUUUAUGCAGCUAUCAUCACAACUGCCGUGUUCUUCAGUGCUAUCCUAGUUUUCUCUAUUAUCUUACAUAUGGUAAUAUAAUCCUGACACAACUUUAAUUUAUCCCAUUUGUUUUUAUUUGAAACGUACCUUUCGCUAAAUGACAAAGAAAUACUAAUUGUGUACAGAUUUGGUUUGUUUUUCCGAGAUGCGAGCAUUGUUGAAUUGCCUGCCAUUUUGCUCUUGACACUGAGAAUCCACUUUCGUUUUUCUGUAGCAGUCUUUUUGAGAUGACCGGUUCCCGCCGGUCAGUGCUAUAUUUCUGCAGUGGUGUAAAUAGAGUUAAAUAAAUGUCAGAGGUGAGAUCCAU
Colossoma macropomum (tambaqui) is the source of this 5823-nucleotide messenger RNA. It is a transcript of the gene rgs12b, whose product is annotated as regulator of G protein signaling 12b. Gene Ontology annotation, molecular function: GTPase activator activity; protein binding. Gene Ontology annotation, biological process: signal transduction. Bases 337 to 4446 code for a protein of 1369 amino acids. The transcript is spliced from 18 exons. The record is from RefSeq and is a predicted model, not a curated record. NCBI's taxonomy places the organism in Eukaryota, Metazoa, Chordata, Actinopteri, Characiformes, Serrasalmidae.